Messenger RNA from Marchantia polymorpha subsp. ruderalis, 1223 nucleotides. NCBI's taxonomy places the organism in Eukaryota, Viridiplantae, Streptophyta, Marchantiopsida, Marchantiales, Marchantiaceae. The record is from the annotation of a GenBank genome assembly.
UUGAUUACAGCGCUGACAGAGUGAUGCCCCUGAAAGUUCUCGUUCAACAUGAACCCAAAUGGAAAUCAUGAAGAUGAUGCUGCCCUUGACGGACUCGAGCUACAAUAAUUAUAGUCCUUGUGACCGACAGUAGGCAACGGAGCCAAGCGAUUCAAAACACCAGGAUAGGGAUCAGGCCACCGGUAGUAUAUAUAUCAUCUCGACUUGCUCCUGAGCAUAUCAGAUUCGCGAGAGAGAGAGGAAAAUCUCCUCGUCAUGGCGAUGCAUCCUUACUGUCCUUCGUCCCUCCUCCUGCCCGAUUUUGUUCCCAUCGAGUACUCCCCCGCAAGGAUCUCUCUCGUUCUCUGCUCGUAUUCCGCCAUAAUUUUCGCUAUUGGCUGGAAACUAUCAGGUACGCGCAGACAUCUGGGCACAUUUGAUCGCUUGCUCGUGAUCUGGUUUACGACCACAGGACUCGUGUACAUUUUUAUGAAGGGUUACUGGGUCUUCACUCCUGACUUUUACGAACAUCGGCCUUCACAGCCCGUGACGAGGUUUAUCAAUGAAUUCUGGAAGGAGUAUGGAAAAGGUGAUUCGAGAUUUAUAUCCAGAUUUUCCGCCCUCGUGGUGACUGAAGGCUUCACUGCUGUUGUAGAGGGGCCGGCAUCUCUCCUCGCAACAUAUGCAAUUUUAUACAACAAGCCAUACGCGCAUCCACUGCAGUUUGCUGCUUCGCUGACCAAGUUUUAUAAUGGCUUUAUAUACUUCACAACUGCGUAUCUUGCACGGACAAGCUUCAACGUCCCAGGGCCAGUGUACUUCUGGGGGUACUUUGUAGCUGUCAAGGGGAUUUUCGUAGUGGUUCCCUUCGUGAUUGUCUGUCGUUCAUGGAUUUACCUGGUGGAGGCAUUCGCAUCAAAGAACAGCUCUGGGAGAACUUCUUUGGAGAAGAAGCAUUUCUGAUUGUGUACAAAAGGUGAUCGUAAAAUGUUACCUGGAAGUUAGUUGUAUACAUAAUACGAUUCCAGUUUCCGAAUCGUUGUAGGAUCUGUCGAAAGCAUUCUGGAAUGUUGACAAUUUUCGAAAUCUUGAGGGUUUUCAGUGUUUCAGGGCCCAUGUGCUCCAUGGAAUGAAAUCAUAAUCCUGCAUACUCCUCUGUCUCUUCCUGACUUUUAAUUCUUUGGCAGGUGCCUCGAUUCUAGAGAAGAGAUCUUGACCUAACUUCUCUUGUUAGAUAAUGUACG